Aedes aegypti (yellow fever mosquito) is the source of this 1544-nucleotide messenger RNA. RefSeq lists its product as uncharacterized. The transcript is spliced from 2 exons. The record is from RefSeq and is a predicted model, not a curated record. The coding region runs from base 142 to 921 and encodes 259 amino acids. Lineage: Eukaryota; Metazoa; Arthropoda; Insecta; Diptera; Culicidae.
UAGCGAGCAACCAUUCUGUGCUCGUAUUGCGUGGUGUUAAAAGUAAUCUACAAAUAGAAAGUGAAUAUUAGAUUCCAUGCGCCAAGUUCCCGAACAGAGUAUCAGUCGUGUGUUAGAUUCUGCUAAAAGUGCAUCAUAAAAAUGAAUCCGUCAGUGCAACGUACAUUUUUAAGCUUAAUUGCACUAAGUGUAGCUUCUUGGAUAAUAGCUGGGCAAGUAACUCAAGCUUUCAAGCUGAUUCAACCAUGGUCCGAGGAAAAGCCUGUAUGCAGUAACAACAACCAUAAAUUACUAUCCCUGUUCAACUUACUGUGCAAUGCUACUCAAACGACAUCGAUUGCAACCAGAGAUGCCUGUUACGGUUGCUUCUUUCGAGCGGGAGUCCUUCCAGCCGGGCAGACGCAACUAACGGCGGUUAGUCAAUGUGCUACAAUUUAUCUCAUGAACAGCAAUUACGCAUUGUGUGCUACGAGCUUAGCGGCUAUUGUAACCGGAAUGCGUCCAACUUCAGCACCCGCCAUAGGAACAAACUGUUAUACCGGAUACUGCGAGUUUGUGCAGUGUGUCCGCCGUGUGAAUGCUAACUCCCUCAUCAAUCAAUGCAUUUUGCAAACGCUUGCCAACAAGGAUCUCAACGUUCAAUCUCAACGAGUUGGUUUCUACAUAAAUGCAACAUCAUGCAUCCUGGCAAGAACACGGUGCGAUACUUACAAUCCGAUCACCGGUGAGCUUCAAACCCCGUACGGGCCCAGUAUGCCCCUUGGCGUACGUAAUAUGGACGUUCUAUCAAAUGCUCUACAGAUUUCACCGAUGGGUGACUUACGAAUUGUUUCGUUUCCUACGAAAAUUAUUGCCGCUGAUUUAUUUUGUUCGAGUCGAACGUUUCUGGACCAGUCCACUUUUGGAGAUUCAACAUGUUAGUUAGGACUACGUCAAGCCAAAGACUGGAUUUCAUCAUCUUGAAUAAAGCUAGCUUAUUUUAGUCUUAUUUUUAGUUUUAGACAUAAUCUUUAUUACGCCUUUAUCAGAUAUACAUUCCGUAUCAAAAAAAUUAAGUCAAGAUUUCAGUGCUAGAAUUAUGGUAUUUUUUGGUGCACGAUGCAAUUAUGUUUCAAAUAUGUCAUUGACAUUUUUAUUAAUUUGCGUACAAAGUAUGUUUCAUGAAUUGUUUUCCAAAUAAAAGUUUUAUUUAUAAAAUAGCUCAUAAACUUAUAAACUUAUUAGAAUAAAUGUUUUUAAUGUUUGAAAGGAGUGACCUCAAAUUUUUGAUCGGUAGUUUAUGUGCAACUGGAAAGAAAUCAACAAUUAGUAAACUUAUCCAAGAUACCGUUAUUUCGGGUGAAAUUGAUCAUUUUUCACUGAUCAAAAUGACGCAAUCGUUGUAAUGAAGACGAAAAACGUAAAAACUUUGUCGCAAGCGCUACUAUUCGGCGUACCAAACUAAAACUAUUUCUCCACGGUGGAUAUUCUAACUUACCUACAAUAUAGAUUGAUAUUACAAGUGUAAUUUUGUGAAAGCUGUUAUGGUUUGCCUACUUGUACAC